Molecule: messenger RNA, 1728 nt
Organism: Aureobasidium namibiae CBS 147.97
Lineage: Eukaryota; Fungi; Ascomycota; Dothideomycetes; Dothideales; Saccotheciaceae
Exons: 2
Coding region: 1-1728 (575 amino acids)
Biological process (GO): copper ion import; iron ion transport; intracellular iron ion homeostasis
Cellular component (GO): plasma membrane
Molecular function (GO): ferric-chelate reductase activity
Source: RefSeq, a predicted model, not a curated record
AUGUGGCACUUCCUUGAUCUAAAUCAUGAACAGAAGCUCGAACGACGCCGACUAUUAGACCUCUAUGGCUCACUGGCUCAGGUUUCUGCUUUGAUCCCUCUCGUUCUUCUCCAGAUCUACUUUGUUGCCACUUGGUUCCGACAAAGAUGGUUGAGGAAGCAUGGGGCGGAUGCCAUACCAAGCUCACCUCAAUUAAAGAAGCAGCGAUCGGAUGCAUUCAACGGACCACUAACGAAGCUUCAGAGCCUUUGGCAAGUGGCAUUAUGGUGGACGAGUGAUACGGUUGACAUUUUCGGGUCUCGGAUAACCAAAGGAGAGAUAUUGUCAGGAUCGGUGUGGACAGCAUGGUUGAUCUUCUUGAGUUGUGUACAAACACAAGGUGACUAUUUACACUUGACCAAGCGAUUUGGCAUUGUAGGCGCUUCACAGCUGCCGUUACAGUAUCUUCUUGCCUUCAAGUCGCCAUUCAGCCCUGUCCAACAACUCACCAAAUGUUCCUGGGAGACUUUGAAUGCAGCACAUCAGAUCUUGGGCCGCGUCUCGACAAUCUUGUUCUAUCUACAUGCAGGCUUCUACUUGAACUUUUUCAUCCAAGCGCAUGUUUUGGCAAAACGCAUCAAGGACUGGGACGUCAUUCUCGGUAUUGUUGGAACCAUUGCAUUCACAGCUGUAGGCACGACUGCACUUUCAUGGAUUCGAAAGUUGAGUUACCGCGUGUUCUACACCACUCACGUUACUCUGGCUAGCGUCUUGCUUCCUGUUCUGUACUUCCACGUCCACCACAUCCGGGUCUACAUUAUCGAGACAUUGAUCGUAUAUGCCGUGCAUCUAGCGCUACGCGUAUUCAAUGAAUAUAAAGUGGAGGGUUCACUGACCUUAGUUCCUGGAACAACAAAUCUCCUAGAGAUUAACAUCCCGAUUACGAAGCAAAGAUCAAUCAUGCAAUGGCAACCAGGUCAACAUGUCUAUGUUUCUUUGGCGCAUGGCCCGGUCUACAUGCGCUCACUCAAAUCCAGGAGUCCGUUCACAAUUGCCUCACUUCCAUCCGAAGAUGGCAAUCUCAAAUUGGUGGCCAGGAUCUUGGAUGGAAACACGGCCGCGCUCGCAAAAGCUGCAACAGAAGGCGCGACUGGGAAAGCUACUUCCAUCCCACUUAUCCUCGAAGGACCAUAUGGCUUGUCGACAUAUGCAAACACACUGCUUCAGUACAACCGUGUCCUGUUCAUAGCUGGUGGCGUAGGUGCUACUUUCGUAGUGCCUAUGUACAGAACACUGCUCCAAGAUCUUUCACCGAGCCCUGGAAGCCGCCGAAGGCAAAACGUUGCAUUUGUCUGGGUAGUCAGAGAUGAAGCAGAAACAACCUGGGCAGUGCCAGAAGACGAACAGGAAUACAAAGGCAUGCAGGAGCGUAUGACUGUAUACGCCACCAGGAGCGGCAGACUGGAUAGCGAGAAGCCAGACGCAGACAACGUGGACGAGGGAAUCGAACUCGAACGAUUACUUCCUAGUGGAGGCAUCGAUGACUUUGUGCAAAAAUGGCAAAUACACCCCGGUCGACCUGAUUUGGGCGAGAUGGUGGAUGGGGUGUUCAAGCAGACACGGGAAGACACAAAGGUUGCAGUGAUCGUCUGUGGACCAAGAUCAAUGGCGGAUGAGGUUAGGAGGAAGUGUGGUAGAUGGGUUGACAAGCGAGACAUCUGGUUGCAUGUCGAGGCCUUUGGGUUGUGA